Aspergillus fumigatus Af293 is the source of this 714-nucleotide messenger RNA. RefSeq names its product putative GPI anchored glycoprotein. The record is from RefSeq and is a predicted model, not a curated record. The coding region runs from base 1 to 714 and encodes 237 amino acids. NCBI's taxonomy places the organism in Eukaryota, Fungi, Ascomycota, Eurotiomycetes, Eurotiales, Aspergillaceae. The transcript has 3 exons.
AUGCGUUCCAACGCCAUCCGCUCUCUUACGCUCCUGACGGCCACUGUGGCCACCGCCGCUGCUGAGAGCACCGUGUCGCUCUUUUUGCCCUAUGUUGAUACCCAAAGUCUCGUGGCGGAAGUCCUCGGCAGUAAAUCAUCAUUGCUCAUUGCUCUUCAAGAUCAUCCAUCUGACGUGAGAACCCAGAGCGCCUCUGCAACCACCUACCGCGUCAACUGCGUCUCUGCCGGUGACGACUGCGGUAUACCCUCAAGCGGUUUCACAGUUAUCCAGGGCGCCUCGACGGUGCAGCAGGCCUAUACAUACGAUGACUACAAUGUCGCAUUCGGCUGCAAUCUCGGCGGCACCACCUCUAUCUCCUGUCUGGUUUCGCAGACGGACAGCACCACAACCCAUGUGACUGCCACCGCCAUGAUCACAGACAUCGGCUCUUUCUUUCUGCCCGUUGUGGUCACCGGCACUGCUACCGCCGGUGCUCACGCCACCACUGGAGCAUCCGUCACAGGGGCCACGCCGUCGGCGACUGGACAGACUACCCUGGCUACGUCGGGCCCGUCUGUGACAAGCGGCCCCCAGGCCACUGGCUCUUCGGCUUCGGCCUCGGCCACGCCGUCCCACAGCUCCAGCGGAAACGCUGCCAUCCCCCAGAUUACUGGGAAUGCCAACUGGGCUAUUGGAGGUGCCGCUAUGGCUAUGGCCCUGGCCCUGGCUUAA